Messenger RNA from Fusarium oxysporum Fo47, 534 nucleotides. RefSeq names its product dihydrofolate reductase-like domain-containing protein. The record is from RefSeq and is a predicted model, not a curated record. Gene Ontology annotation, molecular function: 5-amino-6-(5-phosphoribosylamino)uracil reductase activity. The transcript has a single exon. Lineage: Eukaryota; Fungi; Ascomycota; Sordariomycetes; Hypocreales; Nectriaceae. The coding region runs from base 1 to 534 and encodes 177 amino acids. Gene Ontology annotation, biological process: riboflavin biosynthetic process.
AUGCCGCGCCUUCGCUAUAACGUUGCAGCAAGUCUCGACGGGUAUAUCGCAUCACCAGAUGGUUCAACAACCUGGAUCAUCGAGGAUCCCACGAUAGACUUCCCCGCGCUGUAUGCCGAAUUCGACUAUUUCAUCAUGGGCCGCAAGACAUACCAAGUCAUGCAAUCUUUCGGCGCUGACAAUCCACUAUCAAAGCACCCCAACGAAUCAGUCAUAGUAGCCAGUCGAACCAUGAACCAGCACCAUUUUCCCGAUGUUACAGUCAUACAACAAAACGUGCUUGAUUACAUCAGACGCCUGAAAACGAAUGACGGGAAGGAUAUCUGGCUUAUGGGUGGUGGUCAGCUCGCAUCCCAAUGUCUGCAAGCUCAGCUAGUGGAUACUGUCGAAAUCGCCGUGAUGCCCACGCUUCUUGGCACCGGAAUAAACCUCAUCUCGUCCAUCCCGCAAAACAUCAAACUUCACCUAUCAAGCAGCACGAGCCUCGGCAGCGGGAUCCUUAUGACUCAAUACAAAGUCAUACAAAACCAAUAA